Molecule: messenger RNA, 1349 nt
Organism: Drosophila ficusphila
Lineage: Eukaryota; Metazoa; Arthropoda; Insecta; Diptera; Drosophilidae
Product: E3 ubiquitin-protein ligase NRDP1
Exons: 3
Coding region: 152-1150 (332 amino acids)
Biological process (GO): ubiquitin-dependent protein catabolic process; protein polyubiquitination
Molecular function (GO): ubiquitin protein ligase activity
Source: RefSeq, a predicted model, not a curated record
AUCAAAUGUCAUCCCUGACACUGCUCAACCCCGAUGUUUGAAAGACAUUUGGAUUGAAAAAUUAGAAAAAUCGAUUAUUUCGGUUAAGUAUUUAAGUAUAUAGCAAACUCAUUGAUACAGCAACCUUGCUUUCGAAAUCAAAUCUUUCGACAUGGGCUUCGAUCUCAACAGUGUUGUGGGCCAUGUGGACGAGGAGCUAAUAUGUCCCAUUUGCACGGAUGUCCUGGAGGAGCCGGUGCAAUCGUCCCAGUGCGAGCACGCCUACUGUCGCGUUUGCAUCAACAAGUGGUUGCUGCACAAACAGACUUGCCCCGUCGACCGACUGGACCUCCUAACUGUCCACUUGGUGCCGGUGUCACGGCUCAUGCGCAACAUGCUCUCGCGGCUGAAGAUCAAGUGCCUGUUCGCGCAGGACGGCUGCGAGCAACUGCUGUCCCUCGAGGAGUUCCGCGGCCACGUGGCCGAGUGCGAGCACAAUCCCAAGGUGGUCGUCGCCUGCAACAAGGGAUGUGGAAUGAAGGUACCCAAGGAUGAGCUGGCGCACCACAACUGCAUGUUCGACCUGCGCGAGUUGGUGCAACAGCAGGUGAAGGAGAUCGCCGAGCUGAAGGAGAAGCAGUCCAGCCAGGAGCUGCGCAUCCAGAGCCAGCGCCGCGAGUUGGAGCUGCUGCAGUACUACAUCGCAGCCCUGCGAUCCACAAACCCCGUGCUGCGCAACAUUGGCGAGCAGCUGGAUCGCUUCUCGCUGAUGCAGUGGGGCAACGGACUGCCACUGGCCACGGUUCGCACGUGGGGCAGCUUGAUCUCCACGCCGGACACUCCGAUGCACGUGAUGGUAAGGGAUAUCCUGCGAUCCUGCGGCUGCCCGCUGCACAUGCUCAACCAGAUGGUGGACCGCUGCCACGAGGAUCGCUGGCCCGAGGGUCUCACCACCUUGGAUGUCCGUCGGGAGAACCACCAUCGACUGGGCCAAUACGUGACCCGUUUGCUGCCGCCGUUGGCCAAUGGAAAACCCUGCUUGGUCCUGCUGGCGGGUGAUAAUACCCACAUGCCGGAGAAUCUACGCCCAGCUCUCGGUUUGGUUAUGAUCUUCGUGGACGGCGUGGAUGAAAUGCUGCAGGAGCCACUGCCGGAUAUAGAAUUUUCAUAAUCCACACCCUUUACUUUUGUAUCUAAAUUCAUUUUGGCAACACAACACAAAAACUACAUUGGCUUUGCGUUUCCCAUAUUCUUCUUUCGAAAACGUAGUUAUGGCCAUGUUGUUAUUACUGUCUUAAAUUACACGAUCUAAAUAAGUAAUCCCCCCUAACUUUGUCCACAGAAAAAAAUAUAUUGCGGUGGGAAAAAUA